UUUUCAGAAUUUAUUUUUGUCAACAUUUUUCCCCUUCUGGAAAGAGGAAAUCACACACAAACUUCAGCUUCUCUUCAAAUAGGGUUUUUCAAAUGGGUGACACAACUGGUGGUGCUUCUCUCCUGUCCACCGGCACCGACGCCAAGAAGCGUCGUGUAACCUACUUCUACGAGCCCACGAUUGGCAACUACUACUAUGGCCAGGGACACGCAAUGAAGCCCCACCGAAUUCGCAUGGCGCAUAAUUUGAUCGUGCACUACUCCCUCCACCGUAGGAUGGAGAUAAACCGGCCCUUCCCCGCGGCUCCCGCUGACAUCCUCAAGUUCCAUUCGGAUGACUACGUGAAGUUCCUUUCUUCCGUGUCUCCAGAGUCUAUGGCUGACCCCUCGCAUAAUAGACAUCUCAAGAGGUUUAACGUUGGGGAGGAUUGCCCUGUUUUCUAUGAGCUUUUUGAGUUUUGUCAGGCAUCUGCCGGUGGCUCGAUUGGGGCUGCUGUCAAGCUCAAUCGGGGUGAUGCCGAUAUCGCGUUGAACUGGGCUGGUGGCUUGCAUCAUGCUAAGAAGAGUGAGGCGUCCGGAUUUUGUUAUGUUAAUGAUAUUGUGCUGGGGAUUCUCGAGUUGCUUAAGGUUCACAGGCGUGUCCUGUAUGUUGAUAUUGAUGUCCACCAUGGAGAUGGUGUUGAGGAGGCAUUUUAUACUACUGACAGGGUCAUGACAGUGUCCUUUCAUAAAUUUGGAGAUUUCUUUCCAGGAACAGGGCAUAUAAAGGACACUGGUACUGGGCAAGGGAAGAACUAUGCUCUGAAUAUCCCAUUAAAUGAUGGGAUGAAUGAUGAAAGUUUCCGCAGUCUGUUUCGUCCCAUCAUCCAGAAAGUCAUGGAGAUAUAUCAGCCUGAUGCGGUUGUUCUCCAAUGUGGAGCAGAUUCAUUAUCUGGUGAUAGGUUGGGGUGCUUCAACUUGUCUGUGAAGGGUCAUGCUGAUUGCCUUCAUUUUCUUAGAUCUUUUAAUGUCCCUUUGAUGGUCUUGGGUGGUGGCGGAUAUACUAUUCGGAAUGUUGCCCGUUGCUGGUGCUAUGAGACAGCAGUUGCAGUUGGGGUGGAACCUGAUAAUAAAUUGCCUUACAAUGAAUAUUAUGAGUACUUUGGCCCAGAUUACACACUUCACUUUGAACCUUCCAACAUGGAGAACUUAAACUCACCUAAAGACAUGGAGAGAAUAAGGAACAUACUUUUAGAGCAACUCUCUAAACUGCCUAAUGCUCCCAGUGUUCCUUUUCAGACAACACCAUCCACUACUGAAGUCCCAGAAGAGGCUGAAGAGGACAUUGAUAGAAGACCUAAAUGUUGCAUAUGGAAUGGUGAAGAUUAUGUGUCUGAUCCUGAUGAGGAUGAGAAGUUUCAACCUAGAAGUUCGAACAAUGAUGGUCAGAUUGUUGCUGAAGUUGAAAUGAGGGAUUAUUCAGAUGAAAAGGAAGACAAGAGAGAAGAGCAUCCGCGUUCUUGACACAUGGAAUUGCUUGUUCUUGGUUCAGUGCCUCUUUUUUCUUAUUCUUGUAGAAUCAGAGAUCUUCCUCCGACAAUGAAAGCUCGGACUUCCAAGCCCUGAGGUUGGUCUUAGACACUUCUGAUGAGGCAUAGAGCAGAAACUUACAAACACUUAGCUCCCUUUGCUGUCACCCUAUUUGUUUGAAAUUGUAUUUUAUAGGUUCCGUUUUUUUCGGGAAAAAUAAUUUUUAUAUAAAAAAUAUUUUUUAUUA
This is a messenger RNA of Hevea brasiliensis (rubber tree), 1755 nucleotides long. Its product is annotated as histone deacetylase 6. The transcript is spliced from 6 exons. Gene Ontology annotation, molecular function: histone deacetylase activity. The record is from RefSeq and is a predicted model, not a curated record. Bases 93 to 1502 code for a protein of 469 amino acids. NCBI's taxonomy places the organism in Eukaryota, Viridiplantae, Streptophyta, Magnoliopsida, Malpighiales, Euphorbiaceae.